Molecule: messenger RNA, 1966 nt
Organism: Penaeus vannamei (Pacific white shrimp)
Lineage: Eukaryota; Metazoa; Arthropoda; Malacostraca; Decapoda; Penaeidae
Source: RefSeq, a predicted model, not a curated record
ACAAUGGUCAAAUUGCCCCACUGCCGCUGAUGUUAACAAGCCACAGUACGGAUGAGUUGUACUCUCGAUUGUUUAUCUUGAAUACAUUCUCUAACCUCUUGUCGUGGAUAAUACAUUUAAGCGAAUAUACAUUACGAAACUACAUCGGAUGAACUUACUCUUUUACUGCUUUUGUUACUCGGAUAACGGUCUUGAGUCGCGAGGGGGAAAUUGUCGGCCAUUUAACCCUUUUACAACACGGAUUUUCCCUGGUUGGUGGAAUCUACCUGCAUGGAGCUGCCACCACCCGAGUGAGGGAUCAGAACCCACCUAUGAGACAGUAGAUGUCCAAGUGAGUAUCCCGAACGUGACCGAGGUCAGCACCGGGUCAAGGGCCGUGCAGCAGGUCAACAUGUUCGAGGGCAGCCGGACGCCCCUCCGCGUGUACCGCUGGGCCAUGCGGGUGAGCGAGGUCAUCGGGCGGGCCAUGUGGACCAACGAGGAGGUCAAGGCGCUGUGGCAGAGGCGGAGGGACUUCGACGCCAUCGUGGUCAUCGGCUACGCGAACGAGGUCGCCUACCCCUUCCUGCUGGACUUCGAGGGCCUCCACGUCAGCCUCUGCACGCCGGGGGUCGAGUACCUGCAGGUGGCGCAGCUGGGGAACCGCCUACCGCUGUCCGUCGUGCCCGCCAUCUUCCUGCCCUUCGACGAGAACAUGAGCUUCCUCGAGAGGCUGGUGAACCCUCUGGCGCAGCUCCUCACCCACUACCUGUACAAGUUCAUGGUUCUCCCGACGGCGCAGAGGGUCGUCGAGGAGUUCUUCCCCGGGAUACCGCCCUUGGAGGACCUCUCCCAGGGCAGCCAGUUGACCCUCAUCAAUGGGCACUUCGCGCUGGACACUCCGGUGCCACUCUUGCCCAACCAGGUCGAGAUUGGCACCAUCAACGCGAGGGAGCCCCAGCCGUUGCCUGAGGACCUUGCGAAGUUCGUGGAGGAGUCUGGAGAUGCUGGCGUCAUCUACUUCAGCCUCGGAAGCAUCGGCCGGAGUUCCGACAUGCCAAAGAAGUACAAGGACAUCCUUGUGGAGGCUUUCCGUUCACUGCCGCAACGGAUCGUGUGGAAAUACGAAGGACACGACCUGGAGCUGCCGCCCAAUGUUCUGACAAGACCCUGGCUCCCUCAGCAGGAUAUCUUGGGCCACCCCAAGACGCGGCUCUUCAUCUCCCACUGCGGGAACCUUGGCACUCAGGAGGCCAAGUACCACGGCGUCCCCAUCCUCGGAGUGCCACUUACCUUUGACCAGCAUCGCAACGCCGCCCGCCUCGCCAGGAAGGGCUGUGGCACCGUGCUCAACUGGGAGGAUCUCAGCCUUACGAGCAUUGUCGAUAAGGUUGAUAUGCUCCUUAAGGAUGACAGCUACAGGGCGUGCAUGCGGGCGAUCUCGGGUGCCCUGCGCGACCAGAAGGAGAGCCCCGGCGAGCGCGCGGUCAGGUGGGUGGAGUACCUGAUCCGCCACAGGAAUUCCACCCUUCUGAAAUACCCGGGCGAGAGGCUGCACUACCUCCAGUACGCCAUGGUGGACGUGUGGGCGGUGUGGGCGGCUGUGCUCGUGCUGUGGGUGUGGGCGGCGUGGACUUGCGUGAGGGUGGGCUGUUGGAGGUGGAGGAAGGAGAAGAGAGAAUGAGCGAGAAGAGGGAGAGCGGGAAAGCGAGUUUAUUGUUAUAAUUGUUUUUAUUGUUGUUGUAAUUAUUAUCAUUAUGUGUUUCCAUCGGCGAUACUAUUAUUAUUACAAUUUUCAUCAUCAUCAUUAUCACUUGGAUCAUUAUUAUUGUACAUCAAACUGAUUUACAGGAAUAUUAAAAUAACACGAUGAAAUAAGAUUUAUUAAGCAAGGAUUUCAACCUGUAAGAAGUGUCAUAUUCCGUAUUGUAAACAUACAAUAUUUAUUUAUUCACUGACUGUAAUAAAUACGUAAUCAAGACAAUAA